Messenger RNA from Phytophthora sojae, 1845 nucleotides. RefSeq lists its product as hypothetical. The coding region runs from base 1 to 1845 and encodes 614 amino acids. The transcript is spliced from 2 exons. Lineage: Eukaryota; Oomycota; Peronosporomycetes; Peronosporales; Peronosporaceae. The record is from RefSeq and is a predicted model, not a curated record. Gene Ontology annotation, molecular function: protein binding.
AUGGCGUCGCUGCAGGAGCGGCUCCGCUCCAUGGUUGAGGCCCCGCGGCGGCGGCAACGCGGACAGAUCCCGAAGGCGCAGGUGGCGGCGGCGCUCAAGUUCCAGCGCGAGUUCGUGCACCGAUCGGAGGAUUUCAACACCUCCGAGAUUUCCGACUGCUCCGAAAGCCUCGAGGCGCUGCGCAAUGGCAAGCGCGAAGCUCGCGAAAGCCGCCGGAUGAUGUGGGAGGACCACUACGCGACCCAAUUGCAGACCGAACAAGCUCGAUCCGAGGCGGCGAAACAGCAGAAACUGAGGCAGGAGACGGCCAUGUUGACGCAGCUCAAGACCGACUCAGACAAGUGGAACAUGGCCAUCGAGUUGAGACUUCUCGAGUACCUCGAGGCCAGCCUCUCAGUGGCACCAGGAGACGUCAAGAGAGCGUAUUUCAUGAGUACGAACAAGGCCGGACUGCCUCCGCUGCAUCGUGCGUGCAAGACCAACGACAUGCAAUUGGUGAAGUUACUGCUGAGACUCGGAGCCGACUUGACCAUCAAAGACUACAUGCAAAAGAUAUACGCAACCUUCAGCAGUCUGGACGAAGGAUCGGGCCAAAGCUGCUUGCACACGGCCAUCAUCAAAAACUUUCGACAGGUAACUUUUGCCAUGAUCCGUAGUGGGAAGGUUCAGAUCAAUGCUGCUACCAGAGAAGGAGGCUGGACCGCUCUUCACUUGGCCAUCAUUACGGAAGAGAUCGAUGUGAUCAAGGAGCUGUUGGCUGCAGGCGCGACGCUGGAUGCUGUGGAUGCCGACGGCCAGACGCCUCUGCUCCAGGCCUGUCUCGGAGGGCAGCUGAAGAUUGUUCGGCUGAUUUUGAACGCUGGGGCCAACCCCUCGCACCAGAACAGACAAGCACACAGCCCACUACACUAUCUAUCAGCGUUCUGCAGAGACCGACAGCUUCUUCGUGACAUUAUCGCUAACGGGGCAGAUGUGAACGCGAAGUCCAUGAAGCUUAACACACCCAUGCAUUUUGCUGCGAUGAAUGGGAACGAAGUGGCCACCCAAGUCCUCCUGGAGCACGGCGCCAGUGCGAGCGUCAUCAACGAAGACAAACGCAGCGUCGUGUACCUGGCCAAGAAGUGGCGCCACCGCUCAGUGGAGGACCUCGUCCGGCCGCCCGAAGACGACUCGAAGCGAGACGACGUCCACACGAGUAUGAGCCACACCAACAAACCCAAGUCCCCGCUGGCCAUGGCCUCUCGCCAGGCUCAACUGCGUUCGAUGGGCCAUGCUCGUGCUACAUCACACGCCCAUCCAAGGACAGCGUUGGCCCUGACCACGCGGUCCGAGGAGUCCGACUCGGACUCGUUGUACGACUUCGAGGACGACGAGCUCAUCCUGCCGCCGUGGCCCAUUGCCACAGGCAGCCCAAAUACUACUGGAGGCAACAAUAACAAUGAAAGGCCCAAGCCAGCGACAACCGGCAGCUGUAGGAGCUUCGGGGAGCUGAAAACUCGGUUCAUGACCGAGCGCUCGCCGCUGAAGCCCGUGGUGCUGUCCCAAGACCGUCAAAAGGGGCUAAUGGACGAAAUCUUAGCGUCCCGUGCUACGAGAGAUGAGCACUCAGCGCCGCAAAUGAUGCGGUUCACCCGACAACUUGUCGUGGAGCCCGUCCGCAUCCCGUGGGAGAUGACGGUGCCGGUCUCUCAUGCAUCAACUGCCGACGCUCUCUCGAACCAACGGAAGCUCAAACCGAGCAUCCGCACCAACAUCGGCCUGCUUCGAGACCACCUCGCCCAUGCACCGCAGCUGCAUUGGCCAAGACAAGCGGGCCACCCGGUCUUUCGCAAGGCCAAACCGUAA